AUGAAUGAGGCGCUUGAUCUAAGCGUCAAUUCUGCUCCACUGAUUACGGCUAGUGUACCCUCGGGACAUGCUACUCAGUUGCCAUUAUCGUCUGGUGCGAGUUCCAUACACUCCCCGCCAGCUGUCAACACACUAAACUUCUUACCCUUUGAAGCGGAUUUUCUUCAAGGAUUUUCACAAAAUUUUCCUUCCUUUCCAACCGUUUAUCCGCCAAGUAAUGCUCCAUCUCAAAAUUCCCAACUUCUUCAAACUCCUCCUACAAUACAAGUAGGAAAUGAUGCGUUAUUAAAAUUCGCGCCUCUAAUGGUACCCACAUCACUUACGCAAGUGGCUAAUGGUGUGACAUCCAAAGAGACCCCUUCGAAUGCAAUCGAUCUUUCCCUACAGACAAUCCUCCAAACACCCCAUCAUCCACCAGUUCAUGAAAAUUUCAUGAAUCUUGCUAGCAACCUCUCUCAAAGUCAAACGCUCAUCAAUCAAAAUGCGUCUCCUAGGAGUAAUACUAAUAGUUACCAGUCGUCGGAUUAUUUACCUUUGCUUGAGCAAGCUUCACGAGUUUCUGCAGCACAGGGGGGCAAGGAGUUGCUGCGGAAGUUCACUUCCUUCCAAGAAUGCGGCCACGCUCAAUGCAGAGCCGCCGGACUUAAAGAGCACUUCCACUGCAACGACUGCCACAAGGUUAUUAACAGACGUGAGGAGACUAUACGUCACGCGAAAUGGCACAGAAAACGAGCCGAAAGUCUGCAGUAUGGCUUCAUGCGGUACAGUUCUUGCGACAACUGCGGAUAUCCGAAUUGCAGCCACAAUUUGAAACAAACCCAUUACCACUGCAUUCGAACCAAUUGCAAUAAGACUUACAUCAGCACCUCCGACGUGCAGAUGCAUGCAAAUUUCCACAGGAAAGAUGCUGUGAUAAUGCAGGAGGGUUUUAGACGAUUCAGGGCAGCAGAAGACUGUGGCAGCCAAGAUUGCCCUUUCUCAAAGGAGCGAACAACUCACUUCCAUUGCCAACGUGGGGGAUGUAAAUUCACCUUCAAAAACAAAGCUGAUAUGGAGAAACACAAAAAUCACCACCUGAAGAACGAUACAAUCGCCAAAGAUGGAUUUAGGAAGUUCACAAAGUCGGAAACCUGCAGCUUUGUUAAUUGCAAAUACUCAGGACAAGUCAAUCAUAUUCAUUGCAUUCGCCAAGGCUGCGAUUAUGUGGUGCAUUCGACGAGUCAAAUCUCUUCCCACAAGCGGAAGCAUGAAAGGAGAGAUUCACUUAACUAUCCCUGUACAAUGGCUCCCCAAACCCAACUAGUUCUUCCACAGUUAAAUUGUGAGAGCAACAAUGGAGAUACAACUGUGGCUCCAAAUACAACAACUGCUACUACUUCGGCAACGACAACUCCAAAACCUUCUCCACCCCAGUCAAUUUCUCCUUCUUCAGAUCCACAGAGUCUAAGCUCUACUACCAAGCUACUGCAACGAGUAUCAAAAAUCAGUGAUAUAUGCUGGCAGAUGUCCCAGGAAGAAGACAGUAAUCUUACUCUAUCCAACGACUCUGUAGAUAUCGAAUUGGCGAAACAAGUAUUUGAAGACGUUAAUCACUCCCUGAAAGCCUUUAAAGAUAAAUCAUCUUGUGACGAUGCCCAAUGUUCUUUCCAUUCGACAGGAAUAGACCAUUUCCAUUGUUUUCGAACAGGUUGUAUGGAUACGUUAGAAAUGGAUCCGGAAGAUAAGUUCACAACAUUGGGUGACUUCGAAACCAUCUCCAGUGGAGAUAUGGACUCUUGGAGAGAUCAUUGGAAUCUUCAUGCUUGGCAGUCGAUUGCCAGUAUUACGGGAUUCUCACGAUGUUGCGGAGAAAUCUGUAAUUCAAAUAGCGAAUCGAAAGCUCAUUUGCAUUGCUUCCUAUGGCCAUCUUGUAAUUUUUCUAUUGAUAUCAACUUGGUGGAUCCACCCAGACUACUUCGGCAUCUCACUAAACAUAAUCCACACUUCGGGACAAUGAUGUAUCAGAUGAAAGAACAAACAAGCUGCUUAUCAUCUGAAUUAGGAGGCUCAAUAAGUCAGAGGAAAAGGGGUAGACCACCGAAGCACUCUCGUGAUAUCCAUAUUCCACGACUGAAAAUUCAUCCUGAAAGGUGUCAGGAUGAUAAUCCGUCAAUUCCUCUUGGCAUAGAGGAUUUCCUCUCCAAACCAGACAUGAUUGUCGGUGGUCUUAAAUUCUUCCCAGUUGGAGGCGGAGUAGCCUGUGUAGAUCGUUGUUGUCCCUACUUCAUUAAUAAGCAAGAUCAUUUCCAUUGCAUCCGCCCACGAUGUUAUCUGGCCACUUCAGAUCUUGCGUACGCUAAUUCCCACAGACGCGAGUUCCAUCCAUACACACCAAUUGAACUCGGAUAUGAGCACUUCGAUCGGUCUAUUGACUGUCGACGCCCUGCUUGCUAUGCGAAACGUGACUCCGCUCAUUAUCAUUGUCUUCGGCCAAGAUGUGGUUAUUCAUUUGUGCGUGUGAGUAAGAUGAAACAGCAUACAGAAUUGCAUGAAGGUGGUUUGAAUGGUAGUGUAAGUGGAGCUAAUGCACUCGAAAAGUGCGAGGAAGUCCUCGGCAGUAUUACUCAAUCUGCAGGAUCAAUAUUACCACCUCUUGGUCUGGAGAAGAAUGCUACUUCUUUUAAUGAUAUUAUGCCCUUUCUGAUGCGAAUUCUUCUGACAGACCAAACGUCUCCUCUUAGUAAUGCCAUCAACCUUCUAAAUCCUGAAAAUAUGGAGCCAGGUGAGGAGAAAAUGGAUUGGAAUGAAAUUCAUGAAAAGAUGGAAGCGACAAGUGUAUUCCAAUCACCUAAUAUGCUACCAAUCUCCAUGGAGAAGAGUGAACAUGGUUCACGAAAAGCUGAAUCAAAUGAAGACAAUGCAUAG
This is a messenger RNA of Rodentolepis nana, 2904 nucleotides long. NCBI's taxonomy places the organism in Eukaryota, Metazoa, Platyhelminthes, Cestoda, Cyclophyllidea, Hymenolepididae. The record is from the annotation of a GenBank genome assembly.